UCAACAAGCUCACCCCAAGCUAAGUCACCGGCAAGCAGCAGUGCUGGCGCUGCAGCCGGAGCCUCGACAGCCCAGGGAGAAAGGACACCAACAGUGCACAACAAACAGCUUCAAAAUGUCAAGGGACAGGACCACCCGCCGCAUCCUUCCAUGGCGUUUCUUCAGAACCGGUCCAUCUCAUUGGUGGACAUGUACAUCGACAAUUCGGAGCCUUCAGAGAACGUUGGCCAAAUACAUUUCUCCCUGGAAUAUGACUUCCAAAACACUACAUUAAUCCUUAGGAUCAUACAAGGCAAGGAACUCCCAGCAAAGGAUUUAAGCGGGACCUCUGACCCUUACGUCAGGGUAACCUUACUGCCAGACAAGAAGCACCGUCUGGAAACGAAAAUUAAACGUCGAACCUUGAACCCGAGGUGGAACGAGACCUUCUACUUCGAAGGUUUCCCCAUACAGAAACUGCAAAGCCGGGUAUUACAUCUCCACGUUUUCGACUACGAUCGUUUCUCGCGAGAUGACUCCAUCGGCGAAGUGUUUUUACCUUUAUGUCAAGUUGACUUAAGCGAGAAGCCUUCGUUCUGGAAGGCUCUCAAGCCGCCAGCCAAGGACAAGUGUGGUGAGCUUCUGACAUCAUUAUGCUACCAUCCCAGCAACAGCGUGCUUACACUGACACUGCUCAAGGCUAGAAACUUAAAGGCGAAGGACAUCAACGGGAAAUCAGAUCCCUACGUAAAGGUCUGGCUCCAAUUCGGCGACAAACGCAUUGAAAAACGCAAGACAGCCGUCUUCAAAUGCACGCUGAACCCCGUCUUCAACGAUUCUUUCUCCUUCAACGUUCCGUGGGAGAAGAUCAGAGAAUGUUCUCUCGAUGUACAGGUUAUGGACUUCGACAACAUUGGCCGCAACGAGCUCAUUGGCAGAAUACUUCUAGCUGGUAAAAAUGGCUCCGGAGCCACAGAAACGAAACACUGGCAGGACAUGAUCACAAAACCUCGACAGACCAUCGUUCAAUGGCACCGCUUGAAACCCGAGUAA
This is a messenger RNA of Melitaea cinxia (Glanville fritillary), 1032 nucleotides long. It is a transcript of the gene Syt7, whose product is annotated as synaptotagmin-7. The record is from RefSeq and is a predicted model, not a curated record. The coding region runs from base 151 to 1032 and encodes 293 amino acids. Gene Ontology annotation, biological process: regulation of dopamine secretion; calcium-ion regulated exocytosis; vesicle fusion. The transcript has 7 exons. Gene Ontology annotation, molecular function: phosphatidylserine binding; calcium ion binding; SNARE binding. NCBI's taxonomy places the organism in Eukaryota, Metazoa, Arthropoda, Insecta, Lepidoptera, Nymphalidae. Gene Ontology annotation, cellular component: membrane; synapse; axon.